Molecule: messenger RNA, 4598 nt
Organism: Oryza brachyantha (malo sina)
Lineage: Eukaryota; Viridiplantae; Streptophyta; Magnoliopsida; Poales; Poaceae
Product: ABC transporter B family member 21-like
Exons: 10
Coding region: 394-4263 (1289 amino acids)
Biological process (GO): transmembrane transport
Cellular component (GO): membrane
Molecular function (GO): ABC-type transporter activity; ATP binding; ATP hydrolysis activity
Source: RefSeq, a predicted model, not a curated record
UCAAUUAUCACUACUACUUUGCAGAGUAAAAAAAAGCUGAAUUUAUUAUGAACAAGAAAUUCGGAGAGUGUCGAGGUAGCUAAAGCUGCCUGCUUUGCCGCUGCACCUUUUUCUUUAUCUUCUCGUCCUCGCAAAAUCGCCAUCUCCAUCGAUCUCCCUCUCCUCCUUCGUCGUCGUCGUCGUCUCCUUCCCCUGCGCUUGCUUUAUUUUCUUGGUCGAUCCAUCUCUCCACCUCGCUCUCGUUGUUUCUUUGUCUCAUCGAUCGGGUGAAGGAGAAGCAUUGGUGGAGAUCGAUCAAGAACCGUGCUUUCUGUGUCUUUGAGAUGGAUAUGGGCUUCUUGUUCUUCUUGUUGUAAGUGUGCGAAUCUUGGGCGGAGGAGGAGGAGGAGGAGUAUGUCGGAGUCGAGUAGGGCGUUCGGGGUGAAUGCGGCGGCGUCGUCGUCGUCCGUGGCCGACGGAGACGAGGCGGCGGCGAGAGCGGGUGGUGGGCGUGGGCGGGGGAAGAGGGGUGGCGACGACGAUGGCGGGAGUGGCGCAGGUGGGAGCGUGGCGUUCCACCGGCUGUUCGCGUUCGCCGACGGCACGGACGCGGCGCUGAUGCUGCUGGGCACGCUGGGCGCGGUGGCCAACGGCGCCGCGCUGCCGUUCAUGACGGUGCUGUUCGGCGGCCUCGUGGACGCGUUCGGCGGCGCGGCCAGCGCCCGUGACGUCGUGGCGCGCGUCUCCGAGGUGUCGCUGCAGUUCAUCUACCUCGCGAUCGCCUCGGCCGCCGCGUCGUUCAUCCAGGUGGCGUGCUGGAUGAUCACCGGCGAGCGGCAGGCGGCGCGGAUACGGAACCUGUACCUGAAGACGAUACUCCGGCAGGAGAUCGCCUUCUUCGACAAGCACACCAACACCGGCGAGGUCGUCGGGAGGAUGUCCGGCGACACGGUGCUCAUCCAGGACGCCAUGGGCGAGAAGGUCGGCAAGUUCGUCCAGCUGCUCGUCACGUUCCUCGGCGGCUUCGCCGUCGCCUUCGCGCAGGGGUGGCUCCUCACCCUCGUCAUGCUCGCCACCAUCCCGCCGCUCGUCCUCGCCGGCGCCGUCAUGUCCAAUGUCGUCGCCAAGAUGGCUUCGCUCGGCCAGGCCGCCUACGCCGAGGCCGCCGUCGUCGUCGAGCAGACCAUCGGCUCCAUCAGAACAGUCGCGUCGUUCACCGGCGAGAAGCAGGCGGUGGCCAAGUACGGCAGGUCACUGCAGAGCGCGUACAGCUCCGGCGUCCGGGAGGGCCUCGCCGCCGGCGUCGGCAUGGGCACGGUCAUGGUGCUCCUCUUCUGCGGCUACUCGUUGGGGGUUUGGUACGGUGCCAAGCUGAUCCUGGAGAAAGGAUACACCGGAGCUCAAGUCAUGAAUGUGAUCUUCGCCGUGCUCACCGGCUCGCUAGCUCUAGGUCAGGCAUCACCAAGCAUGAAAGCAUUUGCAGGAGGGCAGGCUGCAGCAUACAAGAUGUUUGAAACAAUCAACAGGGAGCCUGAGAUCGAUGCAUACAGCGCCACAGGUAGGAAGCUAGAUGACAUUCAGGGGGAUAUUGAGUUCAGGAACGUUUACUUCUCUUACCCGACAAGGCCCGAUGAACAAAUAUUCAGAGGGUUCUCCCUUGCCAUACAGAAUGGUGCUACUGUUGCAUUGGUUGGACAGAGUGGGAGUGGAAAAUCAACUGUUAUCAGCUUAAUCGAGCGGUUUUAUGAUCCUCAGCUUGGUGAAGUUCUGAUAGAUGGAGUGAAUCUCAAGGAGUUCCAGCUAAGGUGGAUCAGAAGUAAAAUAGGACUUGUGAGCCAGGAACCGGUCUUGUUUGCUGCUAGCAUCAGAGAUAACAUAGCUUAUGGCAGGGACAAUGCUACAAAUCAGGAAAUUAGAGCUGCUGCUGAGCUUGCUAAUGCCUCCAAAUUCAUUGAUAAAAUGCCCCAGGGUUUUGCUACUUUGGUUGGUGAACAUGGGACACAAUUAUCUGGUGGGCAGAAGCAGAGAAUCGCCAUUGCCAGAGCAAUUCUCAAAGAUCCAAGGAUUCUACUACUGGAUGAAGCAACCAGCGCUUUGGACACCGAAUCUGAAAGGAUUGUGCAGGAGGCUCUCGACAGGGUCAUGACAAACCGAACCACUGUCAUAGUUGCUCACCGUUUGACCACUGUCAGGAAUGCUGAUACUAUUGCUGUCAUUCAUCAAGGAUCAAUAGUUGAAAAAGGUUCACACCAUGAGCUCAUAAGGGAUCCAGAUGGAGCAUAUAGCCAAUUGAUACGCUUACAGGAAAACAGUCAUGAUUCUGAGGAUGCAAAUUACCAGUAUAAAUCAGGCAAGAAGAGUGAUUCUGCUAUUCGCUCAGGCAAGCAGGUGUUUUCAUACCAGUCGACUCCCCAGAGGUCAUCUAGGGACAAGAGUAGCAAUCACUCAUUCUCACUAUCAUUGGCAGCUGCUCUUGAAAUUGACAUCCAGGGUGGUUCACCAAAGAAGCUAGCUGAAGAAAUACCACAGGAAGUGCCUCUCAAUCGCCUCGCAUCGCUUAACAAACCUGAGAUCCCAGUUCUUCUACUUGGUUCUGUUGCUUCUGUUGUCAGUGGAGUGAUUUUCCCAAUCUUUGCAAUACUUCUGUCCAAUGUGAUAAAAGCAUUCUAUGAGCCUCCACAUGUGCUGAAAAAGGAUGCCGAGUUUUGGUCAUCUAUGUUCCUAGUGUUUGGAGCAGUGUACUUCUUGUCACUUCCUAUUGGCUCAUACCUUUUUUCAGUGGCAGGGUGCAAGUUGAUCAGAAGGAUCAGAUUGAUGACUUUUGAAAAGGUCGUAAAUAUGGAGAUUGAAUGGUUUGAUCACCCAGAAAACUCAAGUGGAUCAAUUGGAGCAAGGCUAUCGGCCGAUGCAGCAAAAGUUAGGGGACUUGUGGGUGAUGCACUUCAACUGGUUGUGCAGAAUUUAGCAACAUUGGUUGCUGGCUUGUUGAUUGCUUUUAUUUCAAACUGGGAGCUAUCUCUGAUCAUUCUGGCAUUGAUACCACUCAUCGGUGUCAACGGAUGGAUCCAGAUGAAGUUUAUUCAGGGAUUCAGUGCGGAUGCAAAGAUGAUGUAUGAAGAGGCAAGUCAAGUAGCAAAUGAUGCAGUAAGCAGCAUAAGGACGGUAGCCUCAUUUUCAGCUGAAGAAAAGGUAAUGGAUUUGUACAAGACAAAAUGCGAAGGACCACUAAGAACAGGAAUCAGGACAGCGAUAAUAAGUGGUAUCGGUUUUGGUGUUUCCAUCUUCCUGCUGUUUGGAGUCUAUGCAGCCAGCUUCUAUGCCGGUGCUCGGCUUGUCGAGGACAAGAAAACAACUUUUCCCAACGUUUUCAGGGUGUUUCUUGCUCUCACAAUGGCAGCAAUUGGGGUCUCACACACGAGUAACCUCACAUCAGAUUCUUCGAAAGCGAAAUCAGCUGUAUCUUCCAUAUUUGCCAUCAUAGACCGUAAAUCUAGGAUAGAUCCAAGUGAUGAUGCUGGAGUGAGUCUAGAACCACUAAGGGGUGAUAUCGAGUUCCACCAUGUGAGCUUCAGAUAUCCUACACGGCCAGAUGUUCAGAUCUUUGAAGACCUGUGCUUAGCAAUUCAAUCUGGAAAGACGGUUGCGCUUGUCGGAGAGAGCGGCAGCGGGAAAUCGACAGCUAUAGCAUUGCUCCAGAGGUUCUAUGAUCCAGAUGCAGGCCAUAUACUUCUUGAUGGAGUGGACAUACAGAAGUUCCAGCUAAGGUGGCUAAGGCAACAGAUGGGUCUGGUGAGCCAAGAACCAGCCCUGUUCAAUGACACAAUCCGCGCGAACAUCGCCUACGGAAAGGAAGGGGAAGCAACCGAAUCAGACAUCGUAUCCGCUGCGCAAUUGGCAAACGCGCAUAAGUUCAUCAGUUCAUUGCAUCAGGGAUAUGAUACCUUGGUCGGGGAGCGAGGAGCUCAGCUGUCUGGAGGGCAGAAGCAGCGCGUCGCCAUCGCCCGCGCCAUUGUCAAGGACCCCAAGAUCCUCCUGCUCGACGAAGCCACGAGCGCGCUCGACGCCGAGUCGGAGCGCGUCGUCCAGGGCGCGCUGGACCGGGUGAUGAUGAGCAGGACCACCGUGAUCGUCGCGCACCGGCUGUCCACCAUCCAGGGCGCCGACAUGAUCGCCGUGGUCAAGAACGGCAUGAUCAUCGAGAAGGGGAAGCACGAGGCCCUGAUCGGAGUCAGGGAUGGCGCCUACGCGUCCCUCGUCGCCCUCCAUUCAGCUGCCAGGUCGUAGCUAGCAAAGAUCAUGGCUUGCUGCUUCUGCUAGCUGAAUCUGCGAGAGCUGAGCAAGACACUGGUGUAACUGUAGCAUGUCCAGGCUCCAGUUCUUGUCGUCCAGCAGCUGCAGACUCUGAUGAACACAACAGAUAUAUCUAUAUACAUAGAUAGAUAAGAUAGCUCCUCCGAAGAAUAUUCACCAGGAAGAUCAUACAAGAUAUGAAAAUGAAAUGUAAAUGCGAAGAGUUUGUGUGAAACUAUGAAUGUUCAUACCAAGGAUAUGGUAUGGAUAUUCACUGUCACAAGUGUAUACCAUAGAAAUGAAGUAGAUCAUAAUUGUGAUUUGUGAUA